Messenger RNA from Lodderomyces beijingensis, 1272 nucleotides. The record is from the annotation of a GenBank genome assembly. NCBI's taxonomy places the organism in Eukaryota, Fungi, Ascomycota, Pichiomycetes, Serinales, Debaryomycetaceae.
AUGUCUGAGCCAAUCAAAUCGAAAAACGGCGAUAUUUCCAAAGCGCCAACUCCACAGAACACUCCAGCAAGUGUGACAAACUCGUAUUUGAAGUCUCAACCACCAACUGUUUCAACAAUUGAUGAAGUCAACGAAGAUAAAGUUGGUCAGACUUUAGCUAACAACCCUUUGUUGCUCAGCAUGAUGCAAGGCAAGUUGAAUGACUUGGUUGGUAAAAACAGUGGCUACGUUGCUGGAUUGCCUCAAGCUGUCAAGAAUAGAAUCUUUGGCUUAAAGAGCUUACAACAAAAGCAGAUGAAACUAGAGGCUGAAUUUCAAAAAGAGUUGUUGGAAUUGGAAAAGAGGUACUUUAAGAAAUACGAGCCUCUCUACGCGCAGAGGAAGGAGAUUAUAGUGGGGCUGAUUGAACCCACCGAAGAGGAAAUCGAGGAAGGAAAAGCCUUGGACAAUGAUGGUGAUGAAGACGACGAGGAAGAAGAAGAAAACGAGGAAGAAGAAACAGAGAAGGAAGAGUCGGAUGAAAAGGGUGUUCCAAGCUUCUGGUUGACUUCGUUGGAAAACUUGUCCACAGUUUCAGAAACCAUCACCGAUCGCGAUUCAGAGAUCUUGCAACACUUGAUCGAUGUUCGUAUGGAGUAUUUGACCACGCCAGGAUUCAAGUUGAUUUUUGAGUUUGAAAAGAACCAGUUCUUCAGUAACCAGAUCUUAACCAAGACCUACCACUACCAAGCUGAAUUGGGCUACAGCGGCGACUUUGUAUACGACCAUGCCGAUGGAUGCGAAAUAGAAUGGACGUCAAAGGAAAACAACCCAACUAUCAACAUCGAGAGAAGAAAGCAAAGGAAUAAAACUACCAAGCAAACUAGAACCAUUGAGAAAUUGACACCCACGGAAUCGUUUUUCAAUUUCUUUGACCCUCCAAAGCCACCAAAGCCAGACGAAGAAGAAGAAGAAGAAGACAAGGAAAAUGAAGGUGACAAGAAGCAAGGCGAAGACGACGACGAAGAAGAAGACGACGAAGAUUUGGAGGCUAGGUUAGAGUUGGACUACCAAUUGGGUGAAGAAAUCAAAGAUCGCUUGAUCCCAAGGGCAGUAGAUUGGUUUACUGGUGACGCUGUGGAUUUUGCCUACCCUAAUGAAUUUGAAGGCGAAGGUGAGGGCGAAUACUCAGACGAGGAAGGCGAAGACGACGACGAUGACGAAGGUGAUGACGACGGCGAUGACGACGGCGCAGGUCAAAAACAACCUCCUCAGGAAUGUAAACAACAAUAA